Molecule: messenger RNA, 2580 nt
Organism: Folsomia candida
Lineage: Eukaryota; Metazoa; Arthropoda; Collembola; Entomobryomorpha; Isotomidae
Gene: Rexo5
Product: small RNA degrading nuclease 5
Exons: 11
Coding region: 330-2378 (682 amino acids)
Cellular component (GO): nucleus
Molecular function (GO): nucleic acid binding; exonuclease activity
Source: RefSeq, a predicted model, not a curated record
GCCCUCCGAACGAGCCAACUUCAAGCAUUGUGUAGUUAGCACACAUACACGUCGCACGUGUUGUUUUUUUUUGUUUCGUAAAAAUUUUAAGUAAAAUUUCCUAAACUAAUUAAUCGCUUUUAAUCACCGCUGAGGAGCUGGGGAAAUCCUCCUCCAAGAAGAAGGGGAACAGGCGGCUUCGUCAAAGUGACAAAAAAGAUAAGAAGUCCGCCUGUCGCAGUCCGAGUCAGAAUAAUUUUGUCGUCUGGACUUGGUUAUCUCAGAUACCUUAUCUGAAAAAGUGGUGGUUGUAUUUUGUGUGGUGGUGGGUGGUGAUUUUAUGGAGAAAAAUGUUCCGUCUUCUUGAUAAUGACGAAGAAGAAAUCGCCAUGCAGAUUGAGUCUGCGACGACCAAGAAGGAGAAGAGGGCACAGAAAAAGGCCCAACGGCUAGUGGCUGAGUAUCAAGUGACGUUGUCGAAUGAUGAGGUCAAGAGGCCAGGACAGCUUUUGGACGCUCCUGAGGCGAAGAAGUUACGGAUUGACCCUGGAGACAAAAAGACGCUUUCGCCAAGCGAGCUGAAAUCCUUGAAAAAGUUGUUGGCUGAUAGGAAGAAAGCUUUGACGCAAUUACCUCGGUUUCUACUUCAAGGGGCAGGAGUAACGUCAUCAAUGUCAAUACAACAUGACGUUCGAGAGCCAAUCUUUAUGACAGAUGUUCAAAAUCUUCUUUUGUAUGCGUUGGGUGGAAAUCAACUAAUUCAGCCUCCAAAUCGGUGGUGCAAUCUUCAGAAGGCGAAUCGAUUAACGCAUGUUCUUACCUUGAUUGUGGAAGGUUUGACAUCAAGAGAUUUUGUCAGUUAUGAACAUUUAUUCCCGAAAUUAACUGGGAAUUUUACGGAUCGAGUAGAAGUAAUGGCUCCAGCUUACUAUGAUCGAGAAGUAUCUCAGGAGUUGAGUUGCAUUCCAUUAUCUAAUGCUCAAAAAGAAGCAAUCCUCAAGGAAUAUGGAUCAAUGGAGAAAGCUGUUGCAGAGAAAGAGAUUGUAAAACAGUUUCGCGCAUUGUUUCCAACCAAGAUGAUGAAUAAUAGCGAUCUCCCCACGAAGAUAAUAUCUGCACCGUUGUUAUCGACGAAAGCAGAUCUUCCCGAAAAUGAUAUUUUUCCCAGAACUUACUUGCUGAUGGGGUUGAGCCAAAUGACAUACGAAGGUUAUCCCAUGCCAUUUUGGAUGAAUUUGACGACAAACAAGUGCGCUGGGUAUAAACUGUCAAAGGAUGAAUACAAGGAAGUCAGUGCAUCGUCUCCAAUGUUUGCAAUAGAUUGCGAAAUGUGCAUAACCGAAACAAAUCCCAGCGAAUUGACACGAAUCGCCGUUAUCAAUGAGAACCAUGAGGUGGUUUAUGAAAGCUAUGUCAAACCAAAGGAGAAAAUUAUUAACUAUCUGACUAAAUUUUCCGGAAUUACGGAAGAAAUCCUUAAGGAUGUAACAACCACGUUGGAAGAUGUUCAAGAAGCUUUGAUUCGUUUACUGCCAGACGAUGCAAUUUGGGUCGGACAGUCGUUAAACUGUGAUCUUCAUGCUCUUAAAAUUAUGCACCCGUACGUCAUCGACACGAGUCUGAUUUUUAAUCUCAGUGGAAUUGCUGGUAGAAAGUCUAAACUGUCUCACAUGGCGGAAGUAUUUCUUAAUGAGAAUAUCCAGUCCGGCAAUAAAGGCCAUUGUCCAAUUGAAGAUGCGAAAGCAGCUAUGAAACUUGUAAAGCUAAAAUUAGCUCAAGGUUUCCUCUUUGGGGACAGCAUAGCUUCUACAGAUGACCCUGCCAUUCCAGAAGGUGUUCUUACAACAUCAAUUUUCAAUCGAACGUACAAGUCUAAUAAAACCGUCGCUGUAAUCGGACCUGAGCGCGUCUUACAAGAAUAUGAGAACGUAACGAUGACUCCACCUGAUGGGAUAGCGGCGUUCACCUCUUUAAAAACAUCAAAAAACAAGGAAUCCGUCCAGAAAAUUACCGAAGUUGCUGUUUCGCAUCAACUCACCAUCGCUCAUGUCGACUUGUCUGAAAAAUUACAAGAGGCAGAUCGUGCCGAGAAGGAAAGGUUGUUUAAAAAAGUGGACAAAUGGUGUGACAAGGUUUACCAACACGUGUCAAUUAACGGAAUGUGUGUAAUAGUUUUCGCUGGCCCAAAGUCAGUCCCUAAGUCCCCCCCAGACAAUGCAGUGACCAUAAGUGAUAGUUCUUCUUCUACGAUGAAUAGCAGUGAAUCAGAUCCAUCUUCUUCAUCUUCAAGUGUUCUUCCAGUUUUGCCAAAUCCAAAUCAACCCCCAAAGAAACCCAAGAAACAACGCCCACGAGAAAAUGGCGUGUGUUUCGUUCGCAUCAACACUCUUAAAAUUUAACGGAAGAAAAGUCUAAAAGUUUUAUUUGGCAAAAUAAUAUGGAAAACACUUAUACCUCGAAGAUGGAUAAAGAAGAAAACUCGUCGAUUAAUGAAGAUAAAGCUGCUGCAAAUCCCCUUCCCACCCUUUCGUCUACUGUAGAUAUUUCGCAAUUAAAUGAAAUAUUCGUUAAUAAAUGUGAAACAGAUAAACUUGUACCAAA